Molecule: messenger RNA, 1581 nt
Organism: Lacerta agilis (Sand lizard)
Lineage: Eukaryota; Metazoa; Chordata; Lepidosauria; Squamata; Lacertidae
Product: 5-hydroxytryptamine receptor 7-like
Exons: 3
Coding region: 280-1563 (427 amino acids)
Biological process (GO): circadian rhythm; smooth muscle contraction; G protein-coupled receptor signaling pathway, coupled to cyclic nucleotide second messenger
Cellular component (GO): dendrite; membrane
Molecular function (GO): neurotransmitter receptor activity; G protein-coupled serotonin receptor activity
Source: RefSeq, a predicted model, not a curated record
UCCUCCAGGGUAUGUAACCUGGAGACCCUCGCUUCCAUGCAUCCCGGAACCAUCAUUUUCACUCUUGGAUCUUUCUUAGGGAAAGCUUGGACCACUGAAAGUCAGAGAAGGCACAAACUGCCUUCCCGGCAGCUGAAGAGUCUCCAGCAAUUUAAAAGAAGAUAAAGGGACUCUGUGCUCCUCCUGGACAGAAGAUGUCCAUCUCAAGAGACCAGGCACAAGCUAUCUCCUGCCUGACGUUUCUUCCUCCUCGCUGCCUUAAAGCGGUCUGCUUGCAGCAUGUUGGUCAGGAUCGGCCCCAGCCAGUUUUCGGAACAGCAUCUUCUCACCGUGGAGGACUCGGGCCAGGAGUAUCCCACCCGGAAGUCACCCCCAGCUCCAUUCAUGCCUGAAGGACCCUCCGCGUCCCCUGAGCCAGACCUUCUACUGCCCGCCAAUGCCACCAACGCCACGGACUGCGGGGAGGAUAUACUGCUGUACGGGGACACUGAGAAGGUCAUUAUUGGGACGGUCCUCUCGGCCAUCACUCUGCUGACCAUUGCGGGCAACAGCUUGGUCGUCAUCUCCGUAUGCAUCGUCAAAAAGCUCCGCCAGCCGUCCAACUACCUGGUGGUCUCCUUGGCUGCGGCUGACUUGUCUGUGGCCUUUGCCGUCAUGCCCUUCGUCAUCAUCACCGACCUGGUGGGAGGGGAAUGGCUCUUUGGGGAGGUCUUCUGCAACGUCUUCAUUGCCAUGGACGUCAUGUGCUGCACGGCUUCCAUCAUGACGCUCUGCGUCAUCAGCGUGGACCGAUACCUGGGAAUAACCCGGCCGCUGACGUAUCCCGUGAGGCAAGACGGGAAGCUGAUGGCCAAGAUGGUGUUCAUCGUUUGGCUCCUCUCGGCCUCCAUCACUCUGCCCCCUCUGUUUGGCUGGGCCAAGAACAUCACCGUGGAACGGGUGUGCCUCAUCAGCCAGGACUUUGGCUACACCGUCUACUCCACCGGCGUCGCCUUCUACAUACCCAUGGCUGUCAUGCUCGUGAUGUACAACAGGAUCUACAAGGCAGCCAAGGCCAGUGCUCAGAAACACCGCUUCAUGGACUUCCCCAGGCCUUACGAGCCAGACGGAGCCUACUGCAUCGAGCCUGGCGUCCGGCGCCAGCAUAGCACCAAGAGGAGCAAGGCCGUGGAGCAAUGCGCCACCUUGUCCAAACUCCUCCGCCAAGACCGGAAGAACAUCUCCAUCUUCAAGAGGGAGCAGAAAGCAGCCAGGACCCUGGGCAUCAUUGUGGGGGCCUUCACUUUUUGUUGGCUCCCCUUCUUCCUGAUGUCAACGGCCCGGCCGUUCAUCUGCGGCAGCCGCUGCAGCUGCAUCCCUCUGAGGCUGGAGAGGACUCUCCUCUGGCUGGGCUACGCCAACUCCCUCAUCAACCCCUUGAUCUACGCCCUCUUCAACCGGGACCUGAGGACUACUUUCUGGAACCUGCUCCGCUGCAGCUACCGCAACAUCAACCGCAGGCUGUCCGCCGCAAGCAUGCACGAGGCCCUGAAAGCCACAGAGAAACACGAGGGCAUCAUCUAAGGCUGCGGGACCAUGCGG